Messenger RNA from Rangifer tarandus platyrhynchus (Svalbard reindeer), 438 nucleotides. The record is from the annotation of a GenBank genome assembly. Lineage: Eukaryota; Metazoa; Chordata; Mammalia; Artiodactyla; Cervidae.
AUGACUCACCCCGCCGAGGAGCAGCUGCCCCUACGAGUGCUUCCACGUAGAAAUGAGGGCCACCUCUUCCCUGGUGGCUCAGCUGGUAAAGAAUUUGCCUGCAAUGCGGGAAACCUGGGUUUGAUCCCUGGGUUGGGAAGAUGCCCCUGGAGAAGGGAACGGCUAUCCACUCCAGUAUUCUGGUCUGGAGAAUUCCAUGGACUCUAUAGUCCACGGGGUCACAAAGAGCCGGACACGACUGAACGACUUUCACUUUCACUUUUCUCACUUCUCUUUAUGACCCCAAUGAGGACUCCAUCCAAGUUUGUUUGUUUUUUUUUAGUUCAAGAUGCAGAACCUCCCAGGGUUGAAUUGCUAAUCAGCAUCUAUAGGGUAAACGUGACAGAAAGUAUGAGUGUCCCCCCCGGCCAGCUGGGGUCUUUCACAGCCCUGCGGUGA